ACGAGGCAUGUGGCCACAGCAGCCGAGCCCCAGAUGCCGCCGUGCAACUUCACACCGGAGCCGUACCGGGGGCGCCCCUACGACGAGGUGGCCUCGCUGCGCAAGAGGCACCUGAACCCGAGCCUGAGCUCGAACCUGAUGUUCGGGCGCCCCCUGCUGGUGAGCCAGGGCCACAUGCAGUGGCUCUGGGACCACACGGGCAAGCGCUACCUGGACAUGUUCGCCGGCAUCGUCACGGUCAGCGUGGGACACUGCCACCCGUGUUGGCGGCUGCUGAGCAUCAGCUGGGAAGGCUGUGGCACACGUCAAACAUCUACAUGUAUCCAUCGGUCCACGAGUUUGCUGAAAAGCUGACGGCCAAGUUGCCCGGAAAUCUCAAGGUGUGCUACUUCACCAACAGUGGGUCUGAAGCAAACGACUUAGCCAUGAUGCUGGCGCGGCUGCACACGGGCGCCUUCGAUAUCAUCGCCCUCCGGAAUGCGUACCACGGCAUGAGUCCCUACAGCGGCGGCAUGUGCGGCGUCGGUGCCUACAGGCAUCACUGGCCCACCGGCUUUGGCGUGCAUCACGCGAUGAACGCCGACCCGUACCGCGGCCCCUGGGGCGGCCAGGCGUGCCGCGACUGCCUGGUGCCGAGCCCGAGGCAAUGCUCGUGCCCCGAAGGGGGCCCGUGUAGCGCGGCUUCCCUGUACGCCGACCAGGUGCACGACGUGCUCCGACACAACGUCUCCAAGAAGAGGGUGGCCGCCUUCUUCGCCGAGAGCAUCCAGGGCGUGGGCGGCACGACGCAGUUCCCCAAGGGCUACCUGCAGAAGGUGUACGAGCUCAUCCGGGAGCAUGGAGGCCUCUGCAUCGCUGACGAGGUUCAGACCGGCUUUGGGCGCAUGGGUGACACUUACUGGGGCUUCGAGGGUCACGGCGUCGUCCCAGAUAUCGUGACCAUGGCCAAAGGAAUCGGCAACGGCUUUCCCCUGGCGGCGGUGGUGACCACGCCGGAGAUCGCCAGCGCCCUCAACGCGGCAAGCUUCUUCAACACCUUCGGAGGGAACCCCGUCGCCUGCGCCGUGGGUUCGGCCGUUGUGGACGUGAUCGACGAAGACGGCUGCAUGGCCAACAGCCGAGAGCGUGGCCGGCGCCUGCUGCUCGCCCUGGCGGCGCUCCAGCAGGACUUUCCGGUCGUUGGCGACGUGCGCGGCAAGGGCCUGAUGUUGGGCGUCGAGCUGGUCCAGGACAGGGAGACCAAAGAACCCCUCCCGGCUGCCCGGGUCGGUGCCCUCCUGGAAUCCUGCCGGGAGAUGGGCCUCCUCAUCGGCAAGGGAGGCCUUAACGGCAACGUGCUGAGGAUCAAGCCCCCUAUGUGCAUCACGGACGCCGACGUGGACUUCACGGCGGCCGUGUUGCGGAGGUCCCUGGAACGGCUUUCCCAGCAGUGAGACGCCGCCGAGAUGAUUUGAGUCUUUCGUCGGCCUCAGCAAACCCUCAACUAGGAACCCAUGUCAAAAAUAAAUAUUUUUUUUUUGCUAGGUUA
Messenger RNA from Ixodes scapularis (black-legged tick), 1528 nucleotides. RefSeq names its product alanine--glyoxylate aminotransferase 2, mitochondrial. The coding region runs from base 318 to 1433 and encodes 371 amino acids. Gene Ontology annotation, biological process: glyoxylate catabolic process. The record is from RefSeq and is a predicted model, not a curated record. Lineage: Eukaryota; Metazoa; Arthropoda; Arachnida; Ixodida; Ixodidae. The transcript is spliced from 12 exons. Gene Ontology annotation, molecular function: L-alanine:glyoxylate transaminase activity; pyridoxal phosphate binding. Gene Ontology annotation, cellular component: mitochondrion.